This is a messenger RNA of Branchiostoma floridae (Florida lancelet), 831 nucleotides long. RefSeq lists its product as uncharacterized. Gene Ontology annotation, cellular component: membrane. NCBI's taxonomy places the organism in Eukaryota, Metazoa, Chordata, Leptocardii, Amphioxiformes, Branchiostomatidae. The transcript has 5 exons. Bases 164 to 796 code for a protein of 210 amino acids. The record is from RefSeq and is a predicted model, not a curated record.
AAAGAUUUCUUCGCAUUUGGUGGUUUACAGUAUCAAAAUGGUCAUGACAGGUUCAAAUUUUACCCUUGUUGAGAUCAGACUUGUUUGAACUUACAAGUAAAUAUUUCCUUACAUAGUUCCAGGAUUUCCAGGUCAUCUUGAGUACCAACAUCACACCAUCACCAUGGAGCAGAACGGGUGGGGCCCUCCUGCUGUAGAUCUCAACUUCCUCAAGUCUGGUUUGGGAGUGCUCAAAGUGGUACAAAUGAUACUGAGCCUUGCAGGCUUCAUCAUAGCAGAGGUCACAGCACCUCCAUACGGCUGGGAACAGAUGAAAGCUUUUGAGUGGAUCUCCCUCACCAUCUUCAUCCUCACCCUGGCAGUCUUCACCACCUUCCUGGCCUCCUGGCACAAGAGCGAGGCUGUAGUCAGGGUAAACUGGCCACUUGUGGAUUUUUGCCAUUCAGCUCUGUGUACAGUGCUGUGGUCUAUAAACUUGAUCUUGGGACUUGUUUCUAUUAGCUGGUAUUGGCUACCCGAAGAACCUGGAGCCAUUGUUGAUACGGAUUUUGUUCACUCUGGGCUGUGUUUCUUGUUGUGGGCUGUGAAUUUUAUCCUGAUGAUGACUGUAAUGCCCCUCAGACACUGGCGUUGGUACAGGGUAGGAGGGACACUUCCAUGUAUGGUUCUGGCGAUUAUUUCCUUGGUGACGUUCUGGGCGACCGUGCGGAUGUCGUAUCGACGCUGGCACCUCUUCAGCCCCACGCCAACCAUACCGUACCACUAUCAGCACCUGGGAACAGAGCCGUACUCUUAGACAAUAGGUCAACACAACUUUCUUCAAGAAAAAUA